This is a messenger RNA of Serinus canaria (Common canary), 771 nucleotides long. It is a transcript of the gene GCNT2, whose product is annotated as glucosaminyl (N-acetyl) transferase 2 (I blood group). Gene Ontology annotation, biological process: transforming growth factor beta receptor signaling pathway. Lineage: Eukaryota; Metazoa; Chordata; Aves; Passeriformes; Fringillidae. Gene Ontology annotation, cellular component: membrane. Gene Ontology annotation, molecular function: acetylglucosaminyltransferase activity. The record is from RefSeq and is a predicted model, not a curated record.
AUGCUUGAUCCAGUACUGAAAAUACCAUUCAGAGAGCCCAGCUGCACAGAAUAUGUCACACAGUAGCACUGCAUCACCUGCGCCCUCGCAGCCGAGGAGGCUGCCUGCACCCUUGCCUACCUCAUGACGUUGCACAAAGAGUUUGAGAUCUUCAAGCUUUUCUUCAGGGAGCUGUUCAUGCUCCAGAAUGUCUACUGUGUUCAUGUGGAUCAUUCAAGGAGCCAUUUCCCUUCCAGCAGGCAGCACAGCUUUCUCAGCACCUCCCUGGUUUACUGGGCAAAGAGGGUGAUCUAGGGCAGCACCUCCCACCUGUGGGCUGACCUCCACUGCCUGAGAGACCUGUUGGCCUUGGCUGUGCCCUGGUGUUACCUACUCAACACCUGUGGUCAGCACCUCUCCUUGAAGCACAACAGGGAGAUCAUCCAGCUGCUGAAGGGCCUUGGGGGCAAGGACAUCACACCCAGGGUGCUGCCACCUCCCCACGUCACCACCUGCACAAAAUAUGUGCACAGGGAGCAAUUUUACUCUUCCUUUUCUUUCGUGCUGUGGACAUUUGUGUGCAAAUGCUCUUUGACAAUCUGUUUUAGCUCUGUGUCCACGGCCAUCACCUGGCUCUUUGUGGGGUUCCUGCUGCAGGACCAGUGUGUUCUCCAUCUGCUAGCAUGGCCUGAGGACACCAACAGCCCUGAGGGGCACUUCUGGGUGAUGCCCUGCAGGAUCCCAGCAACUUACACCUUGCUCAAGUGGGAAAAUAAAGGUCACAAGAAGUAA